AUGUGGCUGGAGACGGUGGCGGCCGACAAACUGCAGGCCCAGUUAAAGCAGCUUAACGCCACCCUGCAGGCCAAGGAGGCCCAGAUCCGGGCCUUGACGGGCGGCGAGCGGCGGCCGACCACCCCAGACCACCGGCCGACCACCCCAGACCACCGACAGACCUCCUCGGACCGCCAACAGACCACCCCAGAGCACCGGGAUCCGGACUCGCCGCCUGCCGGGCAGGGCGCCGGCUGCCGGUCCCGCUCACCGCCGUCGGACCCGUUCCAGAGGCGACGCCGCCAGGCGUGCACUGAGCGAGACCUCAGGCUGCUGCGGGACUCGGACGACAUCAGGAGCCUGCUCCGCUGCCGCCGCUGCCUGGGCCGGCCUUCUGAGCCGGCCUCUGAGCCGGCCGCGGCCAGGGCCGACAGGCUGGACGCUUGUGACCUAGCGGACCCGGACGGCGAGCUGGAGCCGACGCAGCCCGGCGCCGGCGGUCAGACCGCCGCACGCGAGGAGAUUCAGCGCCUCCGCGAGUGCCGCGACUCGCUGCACAACCAGCGGCGGCGUAUCAACGCCAAACUACACCAGGGCCGGCAGCUCGACGCGGCCGAGGCGCGGCGGCUGCUGGAGCUGGACGAGGCGCUGCACGCCGUGGACGAGGUGCUGGAGCACAAGGCGGGCCGACUGGCGGGCGGCGCGCCGCCGCCGGAUGCGCGCCGCCUCCUGCUGAACCAGCGCGACCUGAUGCCGCGCCUGCUGGGCCUGGCCACCGCCGAGCUGCGCCUCCUCUACUGCCGCACCUUCCAGCGGCUGGUGGACCAGCGGGUCGAUGGCCUCGACAAAGACGUCGUUGUGGCCGGCCUGGACGCCCAGGUUGACGACCAGCUGCGCGGCAUGAAGCGGCUGGAGCGCAUGGUGCAAGACCUGAUGCGCGAGCGCAGUCACUACAAGAAGCAGCGCGACGAGCUGCGCCGCCGACUAUGCUGCUGUCGGGCCUGA
Pollicipes pollicipes is the source of this 984-nucleotide messenger RNA. RefSeq lists its product as uncharacterized. Bases 1 to 984 code for a protein of 327 amino acids. The transcript has 10 exons. Lineage: Eukaryota; Metazoa; Arthropoda; Thecostraca; Pollicipedomorpha; Pollicipedidae. The record is from RefSeq and is a predicted model, not a curated record.